Colletotrichum costaricense is the source of this 1944-nucleotide messenger RNA. RefSeq lists its product as uncharacterized. Lineage: Eukaryota; Fungi; Ascomycota; Sordariomycetes; Glomerellales; Glomerellaceae. Gene Ontology annotation, molecular function: DNA-binding transcription factor activity, RNA polymerase II-specific; zinc ion binding. The record is from RefSeq and is a predicted model, not a curated record. Gene Ontology annotation, biological process: regulation of DNA-templated transcription. The transcript has 5 exons. The coding region runs from base 1 to 1944 and encodes 647 amino acids.
AUGCGCCGUCGCUCGAGCACUCAGGCUGCGUCCGUCAGCGUCUCGCCAACUGCGAUUCGAAGGGCUGCUAGCAAAACGCCAGAUGAGACUACAGGCUUAUCGUCGACGGCAGCGGUGAGAUCGAGCAUCGCCAGCAGAGCGUGCGACGCUUGUCGUGCUCGGAGAAGAAAAUGCCACUUUGACGGGUCUUCGCCCCAUGCUGAGGGGCCGUCUCCGACGCAGUGUCGUGAUUGCUGCAGACUCGGCAUACCAUGCAGCUUCCUGGUGCCCACGAGGCCGCGGGGACCUAAACGAAGGAGCGAGAGUGAGCUUCCCAAUGAAGCGGAGACUCAUCAUGUAGAGACUGUCGAGCAGCAAUCUCAACAAGUUCCUGAGCCUGCAGUGAGCAUUGAGCCUGUCCUCGUCUUGUCAGGUCAGACUCCUCCAUCAAGACCUUCACAAGCCAGGUCUCCCUAUGGCCCUCCUCAUUCUGCCCUUCAUGGCCCAUCUCCGCGUGCCGCAGCCCCGGCCCAGACGGAAUCGCCCUCGGUAGCCGGCGUUGGGUUCCCAACAGAUGAGUUGUGCUCAAGAGCACUUAUACACAUCUUGAUGGCAGAUUACCUCGACUUGGUCUACCCGCUGGUGCCUGUGGUCCAUCGGCCCAGUUUCCGUCAUGAUCUGGCCACAAAUCGGGACAUAACCGAUCCGGACUUCUUUGCUGUCCUCAUGAGUUUAGCCGCGCUCACUGUCGGGUUGUUGCCGUCGCGCUUCCGCGACUAUAGGGCAGUUGACCCCGAAGCUGCGAUGCGCUUUGAAAAUAGAACUGCAAUGAUCAAUUGUUGCGCGGAGAUAUGUCAGGUCAACCGGAGCCGGAUGUUCGAUGUGGAGUACUUGCAAGUUUCGCGACUUCUUGGGCUGCAUCGCAUUUCCGAGUAUGAGGGUCUCAACUGCAUCGAGACCCAGUUACGGAAGAAGGCCUUCUGGAUGCUCUUCUAUGGCUACGCAGUUCAAGCAGGACGCUGGGAACGGCUGACAUACUUUGGGCCUGGUGAGCUACGCGAGGUCAACUACGACGCUCUCAUGCCCCUCGGCAUCGACGAUGAACAUAUCUUCAGAGACAGGAUCCUAGACCCCGUCUCUCCAAUGGCAUCGCAUGGAACACCAUUCGCACAUGCGCAGGAACCCCGAGCCAUGUUCACACUCACCAGCGGCUUCAUCAUCCAUUCCCGGGUGUUCCACAAGGGUCUCCAAGAAGCCAUAGCCACGUUGGGCUGCGAAUGUGAGCUCCGUCGCACCCCCGCCGCCCGUCUCGCACGCAUGCGCGAUCUUCUCCAAGAGAUGAGAUACAUGCUCGACGACGUUCCGGGCCCCAUGCGGCAAUGGGCUUCCAACGAUAGGGGUACCGAUGCGGCCCCCAGCACGCCGCGGUUUGACGAUGAAAGAGCUACAGCUGCCGCGUCGAGCUAUGGCAGCCCGGCAGACUAUAGCCGUGUCCCGGAGGCCGGAUCCUACUCACAAGUGCUUCAGGGCCAAGCCGAGAUCAUGAGAGCUAACAUCCAUGUCACGCAUCUGUGGUUGCAGAGCUUGCUGCUGGAACAAGUCGACGGUGUCACUCAAGAGAGCGCGAUUGCCAACCCCUCGACAACUGGACGUGAGGAAGUGUCGACCGCCCUGAAAGCGAACUGGGCUGAGCGUGAGGACAUUUGCCGUCAAAUGCUGCACUUGCUACACAGUAUUCCAUAUGUUCACCUGGAACCAAACGGACUCUACCUGGCGUACAAGGUCCGCGAUGUGGCUGUAACACUACUCAACUGUCCGUUCGAAGCCCAUGAACGGCCUGCCCGUCGUGCGGUGGAGUACAUGCGGGACUUCACUCGCGCAUUAUCACGGCUCGAUCGAAGUGAAAUUGUGAACACAAAUAGUCUUAAAAGCUGGAUCGACAUAGACCGGGAGCCUGCAAUUUGA